UUUUACUUUAGGAUUGACAGAGACUUUCAGUCACUAACUUUCAAGUCAUCACUUGUAUCGGCACUUAAUUUCUUUGACAAAACAAAUUUGUUUGUUUUUUAAUUAACUGAUAUUAAAAGUUUUGUCAAACAAAAUAUGUACACAAAUAUCAUAAUGAAUGGAAAGAAUAUUCUGAACCAAUUAAUUAACAAACAGUUAAUUAAUGUCAAGAAUAUUGCCAACAAUUCGGCAAAAAUUCAGAUCAGAUUCAAUCAUCAAAUGGUUUCAUAUAAUAGGAGUCCUCCGAAAGUACUAAUUACUGGUAGUUUGGGUCAGUUAGGCACUGGACUGGCCAAAGUUAUGAGAGAAAAGUAUGGCACCGAAAACGUAAUUAUGUCGGACAUAGUGAAGGCGCCCAAACAUAUUGUCGAAAGCGGACCAUUCAUUUACGCCGAUAUCAUGGACUUCAAGAACCUGCAAGAGAUUGUCGUCAAUCAUCGGAUCGAUUGGUUAAUACAUUUUAGUGCAUUACUCAGUUCGGUUGGCGAGUAUAAUGUACCGCUGGCCAUGCGGGUCAACAUCGAGGGUCUGCACAAUGUACUGGAGCUGAGCCGUCAGUACAACUUAAGACUGUUCGUGCCGUCCACUAUCGGCGCUUUCGGGCCAACAUCACAGAGAGUACCGUCAACUCCAGAUUUUUGUGUCCAACGCCCGCAAACUAUAUACGGUGUGUCCAAAGUGCACGCAGAGCUCAUUGGAGAAUAUUAUUGCCAAAAGUUUGGUCUGGAUUUUCGUUGCCUACGAUUUCCUGGUGUCAUAUCUGCUGACACUAAUCCUGGCGGCGGAACCACCGAUUAUGCCGUCUCUAUAUUUCACGAUGCAUUGAAGUUUGCUAAGUAUGAGUGCUAUUUGAAUCCCGAUACCAGACUACCGAUGAUGUAUAUCGACGAUUGUCUCAACUCAUUGGUUACUAUUAUGGAGACACCAGAAGACAAACUAAAACAGCGGACAUAUAACGUGAAUGCUAUUAGUUUUACGCCUAACGAGUUGGUCGCUGCCAUCCAGAGAUAUGUACCACAGUUUCAGGUGACUUACAAACCGGACGCCAGACAACAAAUUGCUGAUAGUUGGCCACAAAUUUUAGAUGACAUCAAUGCCCGUAGAGAAUGGGGUUGGAGUCAUAAGUAUGAUUUGGACGCCCUGUGCGCCACAAUGUUUGCAUUAUUGCAACCAAAAUAUAACAGUCCUUAUCUGAGGACAACCAACAAUCAGAUUCCACACGAAUCUCAAAAAACUUUUGCCGCAACUGCCUAUUGA
Oppia nitens is the source of this 1296-nucleotide messenger RNA. RefSeq names its product L-threonine 3-dehydrogenase, mitochondrial-like. Lineage: Eukaryota; Metazoa; Arthropoda; Arachnida; Sarcoptiformes; Oppiidae. The record is from RefSeq and is a predicted model, not a curated record. Gene Ontology annotation, biological process: L-threonine catabolic process. The transcript has 6 exons. Bases 136 to 1296 code for a protein of 386 amino acids. Gene Ontology annotation, molecular function: L-threonine 3-dehydrogenase activity.